This is a messenger RNA of Moneuplotes crassus, 1447 nucleotides long. The record is from the annotation of a GenBank genome assembly. NCBI's taxonomy places the organism in Eukaryota, Ciliophora, Spirotrichea, Euplotida, Euplotidae.
AUAAGAAUAAUGGAGGAUUUUUAUGAUUUUGAUAGGUAUUUUGAGGGUGGAGAUAGGAAGGAGAAACAAGAAGGCAAAAUAGAUAGCGUCUUAGAGAAAAUCCGAUCUUUUGAAAAAGCCGUUGAAAACGCUCAAGAUUUGGUUGAUUCAAUUAAAUUUAACCAGAGUAAAGAAGCAAAAACUACAGCAAUUAAUAUAAAAAACUCAGUGUUUCCAAUACAACAAGAGCUUAAUGAGAUAGCAGGAGGAUCUGACAUAAAGUUGAUAGACUUAGGUGAACAGAGAUUGUACAAUAUAUCAGAUAAAGCAGAGGCUGUCAUCAAAACUUGUGAAGAUAUUUUGAACAAAAAGCCUGUCACAAGAGUUGAAAAUACUUUGAAUAUUCCAUCAAGAAUGAUAAAAGCUCAAAAAGAUCCAGAAGAAGUAAAGAUAGCUCCAGUAGAAGAAAUUAUUUCAAUAGAGGAAGAAAUAUACGAUCAAUGUAAAAGCAUUGACUACGGUAUUAAAAAUGUGGUGUUCAAGGCUACAAUUGAGAAGGAUGAUGGAGAUCUAUCUCCAGUCAGCACCCUCUCUAUCUUACUAAAUGAUCAUAGAUAUGCCUCGUAUCUGAAAAUUUGUCUGAAAGAUACUUUUCCUAAAGUAGACUUUAUCUCUAUUCGUGGUCAAACUCGAAAAAUUAGAAGGAGACUGAAGAAGUUUAUCAAUGAGUCUAUGCCUAACACAGUUAGAGGGAUUAGUUUUAAUAAGAGUGAAUGGGCUCCAAGUCUAAUCAAAGAGUACUUCUCAGAGAUACUUAAGAUGAGUCAUAGAGUUACAGGACAGAUAUCUCUUUAUAAUUUUAUCAUAUCUACCAUUCAGAUGAGAAAGCUGUUAGCAGUGAACAGAGAUAAAUAAACUUAUAGGAUUUGAGAGUUGCAUCUUAUUCCUCGAGUCCAUUCCUAAUUUCGGAAACUGCUUCAAAGCUACCAGCACUAAGAUCCUAGUUUUUGAUCAAUGUGGAGCUCCAAAUAGAGGUAACUGGGCAGAUAAUCCUCACCAUUUUGAUAAUUUGGUUCAAGGAUUAGCAAAAUCAGAAGAUCUAAAGGCAAGUCUGAGAGAGAUACAUGUCAUGAACUGCGGAUUACAAAGAAAAGAUGUCAAACAACUAUUGAGCAACCACGGAUUAAAAAAAGUUAAAAUAUUCGGAUGAUUCUGAUUCUAGAUAGCUAUUUUUAUAAAAUUUCAGAACCAUCCCUCUCUAUAAAUUUUUUGCCUUUCUUUAAUCUAAUAUUAAUCUUUUCCAUCAUUGUCUCUCUUUCGACAUUAUUCCCUCAAAAGGCUCAAAAAAUAUUUUCAGCCCUUUAUUCAAACCUUCAAAACCCAAAUUUCCCACACAAUCUUCAAAACCUCAACUUAUCCUGUCCAAGUCCUUAACCCAAUCAAAACUCAUCCCUAAAAUUUCACUAAA